Drosophila bipectinata is the source of this 1441-nucleotide messenger RNA. Its product is annotated as clotting factor G beta subunit. Gene Ontology annotation, biological process: proteolysis. The record is from RefSeq and is a predicted model, not a curated record. NCBI's taxonomy places the organism in Eukaryota, Metazoa, Arthropoda, Insecta, Diptera, Drosophilidae. Gene Ontology annotation, molecular function: serine-type endopeptidase activity.
AUGGUCAGUCUCCUUCGAGCUAACAAAUUUGUUUGCGGGGGAACGCUUAUUAGCAAUCGGUACGUUCUAACAGCAGCACAUUGCACUGACAACGGAACGGCACUCGUCGCGCAAUUGGGGGCUUAUAAUCGAUCAAACCAUCUACAUUGCGAGAAUUCAGUCUCCAGACACAAGUGUUAUCGCAUUCAAGAAUUCUUAGUUGAUCGCCACUAUAUUCCGUCUACCUAUCAGCCGGGACAUUACGACGAUGACAUCUGCUUGCUGAGGCUGGAAAAAAUGGUGGUCUAUACUGAUCACAUUAGACCUAUUUGCGUUUUAACGGAUCCGCGGAAACAACCCAUUUUGGAUGCUGUUUCGCACUUUAAGGCAGCUGGAUGGGGAGAUACUGAGCACGUAAAAGAAAGCGAAAUACUCAUGGAGGUGGACAUCAAUCGCGAAGAAUGGGACAGUUGUAGUGCUAUUUUCUGGAACGACGACGGUGUUAUGUUAAUUCGAGAAGAAAGGGAAGACAGUAAGAUUUGUGGCAAGGGGAAAAUGAAAGCCUUCCCCCAAAGGGCUGAUACCUGUAACGGGGAUUCGGGAGGACCCAUCUCCACGGUUACAGUGAUAAAUGGAAAGGAACGUACCACACAGCUUGGAGUCGUCAGCUUUGGCACAGAACACUGCACCGGAAUAGGAGUAUAUACGAAUGUUAUGUAUUACGUCAAUUGGAUAAAGCAAACAGUGGAGGAGGACAUUAAAGUUCUCCUUCCAAAGAAGGAUCUUUUGGACCAGGCGUGCUAUGAAAACUAUAGCCCAUCCGACCCCCAUCCAUGGCUAGCCACGGUCUAUCUAUUUCGGUUUGUGCUGGCCUAUGGAGCACUUAUAUCCAACAAAUUCGUCGUGACCACUGCUUCGCUGUUGCCCACGACAGCACCUUUAGAGGUGGGCUUGGCCGGGGGAGCUACCUAUCACGUCAAAGCCAUGCAUAAGCACCCCAACUUCACAAGCGUGGCCGCAGAUGACAUUGCCCUACUCCAACUGGCGGAUUUUGUCCAGUACACAGCCCUUAAACGACCCCUUUGCAUGCCCUCCACCCCUGAAGAAACGGAAGUUUUUCAAAAGAAGAACAGUAGACUGACUGAAGCCAUCGCUGUCAAUAGCGAAAUUGGCAGUGUGGUGGAAUUGCCGAAGCACCACCUGUGCGCCAAAUAUGGCAACAUUUCGAUUGAUCAAAUCUGCACGAGGACCCAGUUUGUGGGCCAGCAGCUAGGCAGCGGCAGCCCUUUGGUAACCACGAUAGUGACUGGCACCCAAAUUGGUUACACCCUGGUUGGCUUGGCCAGCUACGAGGGCCCCGAUAACGGGCUUACUGUGUACACGAAUGUCAAUAGGUAUAUGCCUUGGAUCAUUGGUUUUGUGAAUAAAACAACAGCCAGCCAAUAAAACUAGAGGAGUAAUA